Molecule: messenger RNA, 1099 nt
Organism: Anopheles funestus (African malaria mosquito)
Lineage: Eukaryota; Metazoa; Arthropoda; Insecta; Diptera; Culicidae
Exons: 3
Coding region: 1-966 (321 amino acids)
Molecular function (GO): acyltransferase activity, transferring groups other than amino-acyl groups
Source: RefSeq, a predicted model, not a curated record
AUGAAACUUGUGAUGAUGCAUUAUCAGUCACAGCCACAGCUAUCUAGGUCUUGUAAAUACAUCAAAGAUUAUCUCUGCCUAUUCAGUCUCAUUUCUCGUCAACGCUUAGCAAUGACUGGUUGCGAUCAACUAGUAGAGAUCCCACUGGAAGAUUGGACUGAACUAAAAAAUCUCUUUUACUGUGAUUGGCCAAAGCAUGAAUUUGCCUACUAUCUGCUGGAAAACUACGUGAAAUGGAAAGAUCAUCAAGAAGCACUGGACGUUAACUGUUACUCAUUAAAUGGAAACUGGAGAGAAAACGAAACAUUUGUGUUAAAGGAUGGCUUUGAAAUAUACUUCUAUACAAAAGCUGAACACGACUGCAGCGUUUUGAUAAGACUGUUAUUGCAAGUUCAAUGGGGUUCCUUCAACGAAGUUAGUAUGGACUAUCUAGAGAGGCAUCAUCCGGCAAUUGAGCGAAUCAUCAGCGAUAGGUGUCUGAAGGUAGCAAGUAAUAAUUUAGCCCACUACUAUUUCCUGUCCAAGGAGCAAGCCCUUGCACUGCAUUCGUGUACAAUACCGGAGGGUUUCGCGUUGAAUAAGUUACAACUGAAGGACUUGGACAAUAUCUACUACCAUUGGCCUCUGAAAAAUUAUAUUAGCUACGAAGCAGGGCAUGGGCUACUGAAACGGUUGAUAAUGUUGAACGAAAAUGUAGGAUUGUUUAAUGAAAAAGGCGUGCUUGUGUCGUGGUGCUUAAGUGAUCAAACUGGUGCUCACUCCGAUCUUCAAACAUUGCCUGCCUAUUGCCGUAAUGGAUAUGGACGGAUGGUCGUAAUGGAGCUUGCAAAACGACUAGCACAAACGGGAUCGGAUUCCAAAGCGUAUGUUUUACAUGAUAACAAAAAAUCGAUACAAUUAUUUGAGAGUGUUGGUUUUCGAAAGAUACAAAAUUUGCACUGGAUUGUGGUGAAUGCGAAACGGUAAACAAUACCAGUUUUUGUUAUUGGCAUGGGACGCUUAGUGGCCCGGUUUAAUUUAGCCAGUUAUGUUAUUGAUUCGUGUAUUUGCUGAUUUGGUUAUUUAAUCACCAUAGUAAAUUUUUACUUUGAAAAUGAUA